Onychostoma macrolepis is the source of this 791-nucleotide messenger RNA. RefSeq lists its product as uncharacterized. The record is from RefSeq and is a predicted model, not a curated record. The transcript has 5 exons. Gene Ontology annotation, molecular function: cysteine-type endopeptidase inhibitor activity. The coding region runs from base 156 to 575 and encodes 139 amino acids. Lineage: Eukaryota; Metazoa; Chordata; Actinopteri; Cypriniformes; Cyprinidae.
AUCGUUCCUCAAGUCUUUUUCAGCAGGAGAUAUUAUGGACUGCUCAGCGUCGGGUCUUGAUGCAUGCAGCCGGUCUGGUCAUGUGACAUGGCAGAUGAUGUAAACACGUCAAUGCAGCUGCAGUGAAGAAUGAUGCAGAAACCUGAGAAGCUCUUAUGCAGCAGAUAAAUAGAGAUCCACAAGCUGCCGAGAUGGUUUGUGUCCUCACUCUUUUUGCAUCCGUUUUCUCAGCUUUUAUUGUCUCAGGAGACGGUGUGGAGCUAAAUUACAACCAUAAUGUCAUGAAUGUGGCAAAAUUUGCCAUGGACGUCCACAAUCGCAUGAGUAGCUCUCCGUAUGCCUUUAAAGUGGUGGAUAUCUUGUCAGACACAGCUCAGCUCUAUCCUCCUGCACGGGUUAAAUACAUGCUACAGAUACAAGCUGCGCAGACGGUCUGUGAGAAUCACGCCAGUGUGAAUGUGACAGACUGUGCUUUACAGUCUAAUGCGGAGGUCAUGACCUGUUCCUUCACUGUCAUUGCGGUGCCAGGAAAUGAUUAUAUCCCCAAACGACUGCUCUCAGAUCAUUGUGCCUGAAAAUUAUGCUGGAGAUGAUUUCUAAUGGUGAAAUGUUGUCAGCAAUACGUGCUUUGUUAAUGUGUGCCUCAUUAUAUACUUUGUGGCAUGUUAAUAUGCAUAACUGUCAGUAUCUUAUAUUUAUUAAGCAUUUAAGCUGUAAUUUUCAAGUGAUACUUAAUAUCCUGUAUUUGAAUCACAUGGAUUUAGUCUUGUCAAAAUAAAUAAUUAAGCAAA